Procambarus clarkii (red swamp crayfish) is the source of this 4541-nucleotide messenger RNA. The record is from RefSeq and is a predicted model, not a curated record. NCBI's taxonomy places the organism in Eukaryota, Metazoa, Arthropoda, Malacostraca, Decapoda, Cambaridae.
GUGUGGGACGAGGCCAAGCGACUCCGCUGCGAGUGGUACAACGACUACGAGAAGACGGCCAGCAAGCCGCCCAUGAAGAUCGCGGACCUCGAGGUGGUCGAACUCAACUUCAGAGGUGACAACGUAGACUGUUGGAUGGAGAUACAGGACGGCAAGGGUCCCUGGGCCUCGCCCAUCACGGGCAUCGUCCCACUGGGCUCCACCCUCACCAUGGUCAUCGCUAUCAACGACCAGGCAGGAGAGUUUGACAUGCGGGUGACUUCAUGCGAGGCAUCUGACGGGGUCAACUCGCCCAUCUACCUGAGUGAUCAGUACGGCUGCGUCCUGCGUCCCAAGAUGAUCUCCAAAUUCCUGAAGCUUCGCAACAACGAUGGCCGGGCCACUGUCCUCACCUACGCCCAGUUCCACGCCUUCAAGUUCCCCGACUCUAUGGCCGUUCAUUUACGCUGUAAAGUUGAGAUUUGUCGUUUUGGCUGCCCAGACCAUUGUCAGAGACCGACUGCGGGUAAUCCACUCGGAGACUACAGUCGUCAGGCCCUGCCACGGCAGCCCAGUGACUCCUAUGGUUCUCCAGCAGAGCCCGCUGCCCAAUACCAGGAGCCUCCCAACAAUGUCGACGUCUCUAGUUUUGCCGAUAAGAAAGACGACGAGGCGCCCAGACCUCAACAAUCCUCCCUCGACUCCAUGGCAAAUAAGAACAAGGUACCCAAAGGUCCUCUUGUCAUUCCGGAUGAGCAAUCCGCCCAGAUAUAUCUUGAUGGCACGCCACUCCAGGGCAGUGAAACAAUUGAACUCCCCAACUACAAGGAAGAUUUCCCCUGGGGUCCGAGAAACCUUCGCCGUCGACGCCGCGAUGUGGUUUUGGACCGUCAUUCUCGUGCCACUAAUAUUGGCGUCUCCUCCGACUAUCAGGUCAUCUCGGAGGCUGAUCUAGAAUUCACUCCUGCGCUGGAUGACCGCGUCACCGUCUUCAAGGGCCACCGUGAGGAUGUUGUGUAUGGAGUGUGUUUGCCAGCACCAGGAUUCUCGGCGCUGUUUGUGCUUUUGGCUAUGUGUACCGUCAUCUCUGUGCUGGUGGCCGGCUUCAUGUGCCACCACCGACAGCUGCAGAAAGACACUACGGAGUCUCCUGCUGCACCACACCCCAACCAGCAGAUCAUCAGCAUGGUACAGUUUCUGCGAGGCCACCUCCCGGGCCAUGUUCAGUGAUAGCGGGCUCACCAGGACAAAACAGCUCAAGUCUCGAUUCUCCCAACUUCUGCUACCACUUAACAGGACUGCCAUAACAAUGUGACCGGUGCGUCCUUGUUGUAUAAUUAUUUAUUACUGAGAGGCAUUAGUGAAGUACAGGAAAAGGACCAAUGAUAUAAAAAAAAACACUUGUUCGCAGAACCCAAGAAGAAAGCUGGUACUGGAGACAAUUUUUAAAUAACAAGGAGGUACAGGAGAAAGCUUCCAUCUCUGUUAAACGAAACUGUUUCCAGAACAUGUGCUUGCACAGGAAACUACUGAAAGAACCAAAUUUACUACCAGCCUGUCAGUUUCUGGUCCUUUUCAUCCCAGAAAGAACCACCAGUGCCCACCGCUCCUCCCACGACAGUCCAAAUGUUGUAUAUACACAUCCUGAAACUAUUCCUUUCCUGAGGCUAAAUGGGUCAUGUAAACAGACCUAACCUGCUAUUUUGAAGUCAAGUUAAACUUAAGUGUGAGAAUUCUGCCAAAUUAAAAAUAUGAUCGUUUUAAUGUAUACAGUCGACCCAUUUAGUCCAUGUGCACAGCUAAAGUGAGAGCAACAAAGGGUGGUGUUACUCAAAUUAGCUUGCAUUAUAACUACAUCAUGACACCUGCCCAGUCACUGUAGAGCUCCUAGGCGACGCCCCAGUUACCGGGGCGUGGACGCUCGGGAUCCGGGAAGGUUUUUGGGAACUUGUGUGUGUGUCUGCAGGAGGCUGACGGAGCCACCCCUUACACCAUCACACUUCCAUUUAUGAAAUUAGACGGUCGAGGCUAUUGGAAUAAUUUUUGGCUGGUAACAUAUUAGUUAAGGCGUGGGCACUGGCCGUCUGUUGGGGUCUUUAACGCCUGCUUAAAGAGAGUGAGUGAGUCUUAUUUUCUCUAAGACUCAUGUUCUUAGAUAAGACAAUCUUUUAGCUUGAGUCCUGUCUCCGGGUCACUUGAUAAUAAUCAAGCCAGUAAGAGGAUUUAAUUAAUUUAAAGUUAUUAGACAUUUGUGGCUGCUCUCGUCUGUAUUGACAGAGACAACGAGUGCACGAAGCAAGUGUUCUGUGUUCCCUCGAACGUCCUACGGUCUGCUGAAGCCAGCGACCCAACUUCUUCCCUGCUCUGCUCUCCAGCGUGUUGGUAAGCAAGUACCGUAAACGUCUUCCUCACAGCACGCGAUGAACCGCACUUGUCUCCUCGCACCUGGUCUGGUAAGAGCAGCUGUGAUUGUUCUCAUGCUUGUUGGAGCACCUGGAACUGCAGGGAUGCUUACUGACACCAGAUGUCGUCUCCAGGACAUCAUGAAGCAUAGUGGUGUGGCGGCCUCUGGUGACCCGGAGCGCAGGUGCCUCAACAAAUGAACGUUGCGAAUGAAUGUUAAUUUAUAUGAAUGUCAUGAUUUGUGUGUGUGUGUGGGGCGGGUGGGGAGCGGGUAGGUUAGGUUCGUACUGUGUUAAUAUUAGGUUAAGGCCUCAUCCGUCACCUCUCAUCCGAUGUUCUUCUGGUUAAUUAGCUGUUUAGGGCGUGUGCACAAGCACCUUUGUCAUACUUUAUAGUUUAUCCUUUGUCAUGCAGAUGGCCGUAUCUACUGCUGGUCCUGACGACGAGGCAGUGGGUGCUCCCCAGGGGUACGGUGUUGGCUUCCCGCCUCCUGAUAAAUAGUAGUGGAUGUUGUUCUCCGUCCCUGUUUACCGCUCAAAUGCUCAGUUUCCUACUAUCAUGCUCAGAGUGUCCUGGUCUCAUCCUCAGAGUGUCCUGGUCUCAUGCUCAGAGUUAGAAUGGAAGAAAAUGCACAACGAUUUCGAGUAAUAUUCUUCAUCUUAGCUCUCAGGAUCGCCCCACAGCCUCUCCUUUUCUCUCUACACGUUGUGGGAAACAGGACAUGAAAAUUACCAUUUAUCUUCCAGUCGCAAUGAAUUAAUUUGCUCAUUUACAUGGUUCCCUUAUAACACUUUCUCCGAAAACUUCCUUUGACAUUUUUCCAUCAUUGCAGAUUUAUUCAGGAAGUGUAAGUUUGACUUCUGGAAAUACAUUAUAUUACCAUUGUUUUGUAUUGUAUUAUUACAUUGUAUUGAAGGAAAUACAUUACCUUCUGGAAAGAUUGUAUUAUCUGAUAUUAUGAAGUUUUGAUGCAAGGUGAAUGAUCACAUUAGGCUGUCACCCCCUCAGCAAUGUGCCUUCACUCUCCAUCCAGCCCGUCCUCCUAAGGUUUCCAAUUGUCAAGAAACUGUCAUACUACAGUGCCUUUAUCCUAACUUACCAGAGGACCCAAAACAGAAAAUGGGACAGUAUGUCACUUUCGCGGGCCGCUACCAUUUUCUAGUACGACAAUUUGUUGGCCUUAGGUAGAGUAUACGUCAAAAUGCGACGUUCUAUUAGGAAGAAUGGUUGCCCCAGCACCGCCAGGCCAUGCGCAUGCGCCAAGAAGGCCAACUUGUCUGGUCCAUUGUAAUUUGACUUUUACCCGUUGAUUUUUUGUUCCAAGUAUUGUCAGAUCAUCCUGCUAUUAUCAUUAUUGUUAUUAAUAUUAUUAUUAUCAUCAUCAUCAUCAUCAUUUAUACUGUUAAUGCCUAUAAAUGUAUUUAGUGACCAAACUCCAACACAUUUUCUUUCCCGUUGGGUCUGUUGUCGCUGUUUGAAUAAACUGUGACAGUUAUGUAGAUAAGUUUGAGAAUACCCACUUGUAAGGGGACGACGCCCGUUAUAUUUCCCGGUCGCCCCUAACCAGGGGCGAAGCUAUGUGCAUGUUUCAGCUAUUAAGCUACUAUAGCCUGGCCCAGCUGGGCUCUAACUGCCGGAGCGAGGCGCACAUCAACCACAGACUUGCCAUCAGCCAGUAGUUAGUCAAUUAUCAACAUGCUCAGUUUAAUUAGGGAUCCAAUUUAGUGUUCUGAAUUGUGUAAGUCGGGUGCACCUCUCAAUGAACACGGCACUCACGUGUGUUCUACGGGAGGCUGUGUCCUCUUGGGGGGCGGGGGUCUUGCGGGGAGAUGUGUCCUUUGGGGGGGCCGUGUCCUGCAGGAGGCUGUGUCCUCUUGGCAGGCAGUAUCCUGCGGGAGGCUGUCUUCUAGGGCACUGUGACCUCCAGGGCUCUGUGAUCUCCAGGGCUGUGUGACCUCCAGGGCUGUGUGACCUCCAGGGCUGUGUGACCUCCAAGGCUCUGUGAUCUCCAGGGCUCUGUGACCUCCAGGGCUCUGUGACCUCGCCCUGCGCAUCCUCCCUGACCCCGUCUCUCUACUUCCAUCAGAGCCAGGCGCUCUUAUACCUGUAUUUAUUGACUCACAACUAAUUGUUAUUUAAACUAAUAAAAGUGAAGGAAA